Messenger RNA from Aphidius gifuensis, 1129 nucleotides. Its product is annotated as vacuolar protein sorting-associated protein 26C. The transcript is spliced from 5 exons. Lineage: Eukaryota; Metazoa; Arthropoda; Insecta; Hymenoptera; Braconidae. Gene Ontology annotation, cellular component: endosome. The coding region runs from base 77 to 979 and encodes 300 amino acids. The record is from RefSeq and is a predicted model, not a curated record. Gene Ontology annotation, biological process: intracellular protein transport.
GCCGAUCAGCAAAUGUGAGUAAAUGAACUGUCAAUAAAUGUAAACAUAUGUUUAUUUUGUUGUUUAAAAAAAAAAAAUGUCAAUUAAUUUGGAUAUCAGAUUAAAAAGAGCUAAUAAAAUUUAUCAUGAAGGUGAAAAAAUUGUUGGUUUAAUUUUACUCCAAACAAAUUCAGAUGUUAAACAUGAUGGAAUUUUUCUCACUAUGGAAGGUACCGUGAAUCUACAGCUGAGUUCCAAGAAUAUUGGAAUAUUCGAGGCAUUUUAUAAUUCUGUCAAGCCAAUUCAACUUGUACAGUAUACUGUGGAUGUUGUUCCAGCAGGUAAAAUACCAUCUGGAAAAACAGAAAUACCAUUUGAAUUGCCUCUAAUUCCACGUGGAUCAAAAAUACUUUAUGAAAGUUAUCAUGGUGUAUUUGUUAAUAUUCAAUAUGUCAUAAAAUGUGAUAUAAAACGUAAUUUUCUUGCAAAAGAUGUUUGUAAAACAUUUGAAUUUAUGGUUGAAGAUAAACCAGUUCCAUCAAAAAGUAUACGUGAUAUUUGUAAACCAGUUUGUUUUAAAAUAAAACCAGAAUCAUUACAAAAUAUUCGUGAUAAAAAAAAUAUACCAGUAUUUUGUAUAACUGGUAAAAUUGAUACUGUUGUUUGUAAAUUAUUUGAGCCACUUACUGGUGAAGUUGUUAUUGAAAAAUGUGAAUCUGUUAUUAAGUCAAUUGAAUUACAAUUAGUCAGAGUAGAAACUUGUGGAUGUGCUGAAGGAUAUUCACGUGAUGCAACUGAAAUACAAAAUAUACAAAUUGGCGAGGGUAAUGUUAGCAUUGGUGUGCCUAUACCAAUUUACAUGAUUUUUCCAAGAUUGUUUACUUGUCCAACUCUAAGUACAAGUAAUUUUAAAAUUGAAUUUGAGGUGAAUCUUAUUGUUGUUUUUGAAGAUGACUAUCUUGUUACUGAAAAUUUUCCAAUUGUUCUGAGUCGUCAUUAGUAACUAGUCCUUUGAUUCAUCAAUUAAUUUUAAUGACAAAAAAUUAUACCAAAAUUCAAUGAACAUUUAAAAAAAGAAACUAUAUAAUCAAAUUAUUUUUAAAAUUUAUAUUUGAUUAUUAGAAAGAAAAAAAAAAAAACUAAUAAAUAA